GUAAACACUUCCUUUCCUCUAUUGCGCUUGCUCAUACAUCUAGAUACACUUAAGUCUGAAUCAACCAGCGCUCACAGUUUGUUCAUUUGCAUCCGCUGACAAACCCGGCCGCGUUUACGGGCCCCCAAAGGCCACUAGGGCCUACUCUAGUAACCAGAACUGCCGCAUUACCACAGAGUCUCAGGAAACAGGCUAAAAUGGCUCGCGAGGAUCCCACAACGCGGAUGCUGCGGUCGGGGUUCGGCAGCCAAGUGAAGAGCCAAAAUGAGUCGCUGCCUCAGUGGGGCUUUGGAACGGAAGGCCGUGACACCACGGGGAAGCUCUACUUGAGUAAGGAGCAGACGCGGGCGAUGCACGUCAGCUACUCCCAAGGACCGGUCUACAAGACAUACUCGGCCAUCGGACCCCAACCCGAGUCCAAGUACAACUCGUCCACGGCGCCAGGCUUUGGCACGUCGGGUCGUGCCCGGUCGGCACGGUCUGGGUCCCCUGGCCCUGGCACGUAUGAGCUGGAGGGCGGUCUAGGUCCCAUGAAGGAGUCCAAGCGCUCCACCUCGCCACGCGCCGUAUUUGGGACGGCCACGCGCGACCAGCAAAGCAAGGUGUGGCUAGACGAGGAGCUGAUGAAGACGGCAGGCGGGCGCGACUCUCCCGGCCCCAACACCUACCGCCAGCCGGGCGGCAUUGGCCGCAUGGUGGACUCCAAACACAACACCGCGCCCACGUGGCGGCAGGGCACGGAGAACCGCUUCCGCGACCGCUCGCCGAGCAAGGACGUGCCGGGCGCCGGCACCUACAAGACGUACGGGGCCAUCGGGCAGCAGACGCUGAGCCAGAAGAAGACGCUGCCGUCGCCCAAGAUCGGCACGGGGCACCGCGACGCGUUCAAGAAGAUCUUCAUCUCGAAGGAGCACGAGAAGGGCGCGUUCGGCGAGAACUCGCCCGGCCCCGUGACCAGCCAGUUCGUGUCGUCCAUCGGGCCGCAGAAGCUGUCUGUCAAGUCCAGCGCACCCAGCUGGGGCUUCGGCACGGGCAAGAGGAACAAGGGCUUUGGCUCGGACACGCCCGGCCCCGGCUCCUACUACGCCUAAGCAUGCGCGGAGGCGGAACUGGCGUCAGAGGCAGAGGACGAGGAGCGGCGCGGAGGCUGCGGUAGCAGCGACAGCGGCCUAAGCGCUCCCAAGGGCGAGCGGCUCUGGUGCAGAAGCGGCGGCAGCGUGGUGAUGGACCUGCAUGCAGCCGGUUCCCACCUUCCUUGCACCGCGGAGGGCCGUGCGUGCCUGCUUGCGGCCGCAGGCGGCACAUGUAGCAGCCCCAACACAGUGGACUGGGAAAUUCGACUACAUUCAUGGCUGGGCGAGGCUUCUUCCGGAUACUUACAAGGUCUAGAGUGAUCUGCAUUUGUGUCUUCCCUAUGUGGGCGAAUGGCCGUGCGAGCCAAGCAAUCGCUCCCCUACACGAGCGCCGCCCCCGCACAAGGAGGUGCGCGCGGCAGGUAUGGCGCGGGUCGGUUGGCAGUAUGAUGCGCGUGUGUGAGAGUGGAAGCGGGAUGCGCGAUGCGUUGACGCAUGGAGACGCUCCCGCGACGAGGCGCAGCGAUGGUACGGUAUCACGGAUGAAUAGAUUUUACUAGCUUGGGUUUGUGAGGGGUACUGGUGUGGAUAGCCGCGUGUUGAGUACUGUGCAGGCAGGCAGGGAAUUAGAUAGGGGGUGGGAACGGCAAGGAGUGACCCAGAGGACUGGGUGGCACUUGUUUCAAGGAAAAAGCACGCAGCGAGGUUGCUCCUGAGGAGUAGGAAGAAAGGCAGGAGCGCUGAGGAAGCGCUUCGUGUAUCCCGGUAGGUAGGUUUGCGUUUGAACCUUGAAGAUGGCGGUGUGCAUUUGAGUAUUGGAUGGAGCGGUUCUGCGCGCAUAUGCGUCGCACCCGCUGUUUGUAUUAGUGCGUGGUGUACAGCCGAUUGCACGAUUCUAGGGGUAGUCGUGGUGUAAGUCUUGAAAAGUUCAAGUCUGUCGACGCGCCGAGGGCACUGCAUGGGGUCGCCCACGCGUGUCACGGCGCGGCAGUGCGGCCUUGACUGCAGCACCGCAUGCCGCGCCUAGUGAGUCCCUCUAAGAACACCAGACACA
Molecule: messenger RNA, 2127 nt
Organism: Chlamydomonas reinhardtii
Lineage: Eukaryota; Viridiplantae; Chlorophyta; Chlorophyceae; Chlamydomonadales; Chlamydomonadaceae
Exons: 8
Coding region: 198-1091 (297 amino acids)
Source: RefSeq, a predicted model, not a curated record